AGAAACAUGCGCAAUUGUGAUUGCUUUAAUCAUCGGCCUUGCAGUGCACAGCUGUCAAGUGCCCAUUUCCUAUUUUCAUUUCAGAUGCAAAGUAUCUUCCACCUAUGACACUGUACUUUACUCCAGAAGCGUGCCACGCAAUUCAAAGAAGUCACACUUGUGACGGAAUACUUCGUCGCCGAUACAUUUGAUUACGAGUUACAAAAGUGAACUGACAUGAGUAGGAUGGAUUUUAUGCGAUAUCCACAGUGUCGCUGAUAAGAAAGAUAACGAAAAUACAUACAUCAUACAUCACAUGUAUUUCGCUCACAAAAUUAUCAGUUUUGUACCGAUAGUCUUAAGGAAUCCUCAUCAUGGUUCGUGAUCGUAUGCCCGAUUUACGUGCCAGCCGAAGUAACAGUAGCACCUUUGCCAGAGGGUUCUUACAGGAAGUACAUCUUCAAAUAGCCCAAAAUAAAAAGCUGAAAGAAUUGCUCGAUGAAGCCGAGGAAAUACGUACGCUGAUCCAUCUUUUAGACGAAAAUACUACUAUCGUAAAGAAUUUGCACAAUAAUAUUCUGUCGCACACGAACAAAGAUUUGGGAAAAGAUAUUACCGCGUCCGACAGUUUGACUAUAACUACAGCGCAAGAUGGAUCUAUAUAUACAAGAAUUAAAAUAUUGCAAUAUACAACUAUGCUGCAAUUAUUUUCUGAAAUUAUGGAAGAUUAUAAUGUGUCUUUGUUAAAAUAUCAUGAUAAAUGUCUCUUGCUCUUGCAGCAGCAACGUUCGUUAAUGAGACGCCAAGUUACAAGCGAGGAAUUGGAUCAUAUGCUGGAUGCACAAGAAACCAGUUUAUUUGUUGACAAUAUUUUAGAAGACAGCGAAAUUGCAAAACAACAAUUAUCAGAUAUAAAGAGCAGACAUAACGAUGUUUUAAAAUUGGAAAAAUCUCUGCUAGAAGUCAGAGACAUGUUUGCAGAAAUUGCAUUUUUAGUGGAGAAACAAGGGGAACAAAUCAGUAAUAUAGAAUAUUUUGCCAAUAAAACGACGGAUAACAUCGAUGGCGGACGUAGCCAAUUGAAAAAAACAGAAAUAAAAAGCCAGAGAUACAGAAAGCGAAAGUUGAAGAUUGCAAUUAUUGUAAGUCUAAUAAUAAUAAUUUUUCUUUUAUUUAUCAUUAUAUCAUUGUAAAAUAAAAAAAUAUCUCAUAGAAUUUUUUGCUAACAUUUAUAAUGUGUAAAUUAUGUGAAUAAAAAAAACAUUUUGUGCA
Messenger RNA from Nylanderia fulva, 1251 nucleotides. Its product is annotated as syntaxin-1B. Gene Ontology annotation, biological process: intracellular protein transport; vesicle fusion; protein folding. Lineage: Eukaryota; Metazoa; Arthropoda; Insecta; Hymenoptera; Formicidae. Gene Ontology annotation, cellular component: plasma membrane; endomembrane system; SNARE complex. Gene Ontology annotation, molecular function: SNAP receptor activity; SNARE binding. The record is from RefSeq and is a predicted model, not a curated record.